This is a messenger RNA of Fraxinus pennsylvanica, 3081 nucleotides long. Lineage: Eukaryota; Viridiplantae; Streptophyta; Magnoliopsida; Lamiales; Oleaceae. The record is from the annotation of a GenBank genome assembly.
AUGCGUGCAGGAGCUUGUGCAUUGCAACAGACCCUCUCAUUGGAGGCUGCUUCAGUCUUGAAGCACUCUCUUAGCCUGGCACGGCGGCGGGGCCACUCUCAGGUGACUCCUCUUCAUGUCGCUGCCACCUUGCUGAGCUCAAGAGUCAGUCUUCUCCGGCGGGCGUGCUUCAAAUCUCAGCCUCAUCAAGCUUCUCAUCCUCUUCAAUGCAGAGCCCUUGAGCUUUGCUUCAACGUGGCCCUCAACCGCCUUCCGGCCACUCCUGGUCCGCUCCUCCACGGCCAACCUUCGCUUUCGAAUGCACUGAUUGCUGCACUCAAAAGGGCACAGGCGCACCAGAGGAGGGGUUGUAUAGAGCAGCAACAACAGCAACCACUUAUAGCCAUUAAAGUAGAAUUGGAACAGCUUAUUUUGUCAAUCUUGGAUGACCCUAGUGUCAGCCGAGUUAUGAGAGAAGCUGGUUUCUCCAGCACUGCAGUGAAAACCAAUUUAGAGGACUCAUCAGUUUCUUCUGUUUUUCAGUGUUACAACACCUCUGGUGGAAUCUACUCGACACCAAGCUCUCCUCCAACUGAAACUCAUAGGGAACUCACCAACCCUACCAGUUUCUUGCAUUCACAUUUUCUUUCUUACUCUCCAGAGCAAAAUCCUCUUUUCUUUUCCCCACAAAAGAAACCUCUGAGCAACUAUUUCUCCGAUGCAUCCCUAUCUUCUUUGAAGGACGACGUGAAGGUUGUUCUUGAUGUUUUUCUAAGGAAGAAAAGGAGAAACGCAGUUAUAAUUGGUGAUUCUUUAUCCAUAACUGAAGGUCUUGUUUCAGAGAUAGUGAGUAAACUAGAGAGAGGAGAUAUUCCCGAGUAUAUGAAACCAGCCCACUUCAUCAAAUUCCAGUUUUCAUCAGUACCCCUCUGGCUUAUGAAGAGAGAAGAAGUGGAGAUGAAUAUUACAGACCUGAAAAGGAAGGUUGAAUCUGUAGCACCAGGUGGUGGUGUCAUUAUCUACACAGGUGAUUUAAAAUGGACUAUUGACACUGGUUCUGGUGAGAGGGAUCCUAAAAACGCCUCUGGUUAUAAUCCAGUUGAUGGUUUAGUUGAAGAGAUGGGAAAAUUGAUUUCUUGGUUCAACAAUUCAAGCAGAAGGGUUUGGUUAAUGGCUACUGCAAAUUAUCAGACCUAUAUGAAAUGCCAAAUGAAGCAACCCCCACUUGAUGUUCAGUGGGAUCUUCAACCAGUUUCUGUUCCAUCUGGUGGAUUAGGGUUGAGUCUCAAUGCUGCUACAAGUGUGAGAGAUUCAAAAAUUAGCUUCUCACAAAAUCCAUCAAUAGUAUCAGAAAAGGAGCCAUUCUCUGGAGGGGAAAACGACGUGCUCAAUUGUUGCCCUGAGUGUACCUCCAAUUAUGAAAAAGAAGUUGGCCUCAAUUGCCAGCAGAAAUCUUCUCUGCGCUCUAACUCUUGCGACAAUAAGAACACAGAAAAUGGUUCACCUCAAUUACCUUACUGGCUUAAACCACGCAGCAACGAUUCACCCGAGAAGGAUGAUUUGAUAGAAUCGAGGAGAAAAUGGAACAGAUUGUGCCAUAAUCUUCACCAAGGGAGGCCUAAUCAGCAUAACAUCAGUUCUAUUAUAAGCAAUCAGGGAUACCUUGGGAGGAAUUAUCCCUACAGUUUGUCAUAUCCAUGUUUUCCAAAUCAGAAUAGCAUCUUUACAGAGUCGAAAUUGGUGUCAUUUGUUGAUCCAAUCGUGAAGCCUAAUCCAAGCGUGAGUUCAUUCCCUCGUUUCAGAAGACAGCAAUCGUGCCAUAUCGAGUUUAGUUUUAGCAAUGGAAGUCCCAAACAUCAGUCAGUCGAACCAAAUUUGGAUUCUCUUAAGAGCACGGAUGGUAAGGAAGUUAAAAUCACCCUCGGCCUAGGGAAUUCCAUGUUUUCUGAUGCAGUCACAAAUGAGAGAACAGAAUUGUGUAAUGUGUUGCAAGAAAAUGUUCCUUGGCAAUCGGAAGUCAUUGCUUCCAUUGUAGGAACACUGACGGAUUCAAAAGCAGUCAAUGAAGAUACAUGGUUGUUUAUUCAGGGAAAUGACUCAAUAGGGAAGAGAAGACUAGCUCUUGGAAUAGCAAAAUCAAUGUUUGGAUCUUCUGACUUCCUAUUGUGCUUGAACACGAGAAAGAAUAUGAAUACACCGAAUCAGAACAUUGAAAUUCUCAAAAAGGCCCUGAGGAAUCAAGAAAAGAUUGUCAUUCUAGUUGAAGAUGUUGAUUAUGCUGAUACCGCGUUGGUUAAGUUUCUUGGUGAACAAUUUGAGGCACCGAAUAAGAAAGAGAAAGAUUCUAGUCACGUUGUUUUCAUCUUAACAGAGGGUGGUUCUCCGGGAUAUGAAAAUGCAGACUCUAUAAUUCAGAUGAAACUGGUUGUCAAAGAAUCCGUUUUCUCUUCAGGGAUGCCUAAUCUUAAUCACAAGCGUAAAGAGGAGUGGGAUUCACCUUACAGAACGAAGUGUCCUAGAAACACUGAAAUGGAAGUUACCUCUCCAGAGGAUCCAGAAAAUGAGAAAAGGGACUUCUAUAAGAGACAGUUAAUCUCCAACAUCCUCGACCUCAACAUCAAAGCCGAUGAGGAUGAAGAGAGGGAAGGAAAACCGGUGGGACAGUUUGGAACCAUUUCAAGUGACUGGACUCGUGAAACAACAACUGAUCAACAAAACCUGUCAAGCUUCCUAGAAAAGAUAAAAAACCGUCAUGUUUUUAACAUGAAUUCCGAUCAAGAUGAUCAAGCUAGAGAAAUGUUCUUGUCCAAAUUCAAGAGUUCUUUUCAAGAGACUUGUGGAAGUAAGAACAAAGGUGGUUUCUUCGUGGAGGAAAUGGUGUUGAAAGAAGUUUUGCAAGGGUGUGGCUUAUUCCUAAACAGCUUACUUGAACAAUGGCUAAAAGACAUUUUUCAAACAAGCUUGGUAAUGGAUGACAGUGCAAGUAAAGAGGGUGUUAGCAUUAGGCUCUGUUUAGGAGAAAAAGGAGAGGGUGGUUGUGCAAAGAAUGGAUUCAUGGGCACUUGUCUUCCUAAAAGGAUCCAGCUUUGUUUCAUAGGUUAA